GGGUACAACUAAUUAAUCAACCUCUUCCUCUAUAAUCACUCUAUUAUCAAGUGGAUUAUAUUAAUUAACAUAAGCAUGCAUGCAUGGCCCCUCAAUCAACCUAACACCGCUUAUGGUGCUCUCCCUCACACUCUCAUUCCCCAAACAACUAUUUAUACCCUUCUCUUCUCCCCUUUGUUCCCUCACACACUAGCCAAAUAAAACAAAUUAAAUAAAAAAACCUCCAAAAAAAUAUUAUUUAUUAAAAUAAAAAAAUAAAAAAAAUGGCAAAAAAUUUUGGACUCAACCUUUUCCUUGUCAUGGUUUCCCUAGUGGCCAUGGCGGCUCUGGCCAACGGCCAGGUAGGGGGAGGCGUCGGCGGCAGGUCUCCGAUCGCCGACGCGAAAUCCAACAAACAGGUCCAGGAACUGGCCAAGUUUUGCGUGGCGGAGUAUAACAAGGGGCUCAAGGAGAAGAAGGCGGCCGCCGGGAACGGUGGCGGCGGCGGCGGCCCGAUCACCUUCUCCGAGGUGGUGAAGGCGGAGAAGCAGGUGGUGGCCGGCAUGAAGUACUACCUCCGCAUCACCGCCAAGACGUCCGGCGGCGCCACCAAGACGUUCGACGCCGAGGUCUUUGUCAAGCCACGCGCCACCGAGAAGGAGCUGAUCACCUUUGCCCCCUCCAAACUGGCUUAAGUUGUAAUUAGUACGUCAUGUUGCCCUCAUUAAUUAGUUAUUAGAUUAAUGGUUUUCUUUUCUUUAAACUUUUGUGUUUAAUUAAAUAGUAAUAAUACGGAACCGUGGUUUGCAUUUUGUCAACCACAGGUUUUUUUUUUCCCUUAUUUAAAUUAUUACUACGUAUUUACCUUAAUGUUUUACGAUACUUCUAAAUUACCGCGAUAAAAAAGUUUAUGGGUG
Molecule: messenger RNA, 896 nt
Organism: Cuscuta campestris
Lineage: Eukaryota; Viridiplantae; Streptophyta; Magnoliopsida; Solanales; Convolvulaceae
Source: the annotation of a GenBank genome assembly